GCCAGAUCCCUCUCCAAGCCUUGGACUUUCUAGACGACCUUGGAUCUGUUUUUGGCUCGGCAGGUGGAAGAUGGCGACAUAAAAGAUGUCGGUACGGAAGACCGUUUCCUGUUUGACGCAGAUCUGUCUAUUUCCAUUCGUAUAUGCUUUCCAGGACGGGGUGAAUACGACGUUGCUCCACGAGCACGGUCUGCACGUUACUACAACGCUGCACUCCACGCAGUGAUCGUCGGUUCUUUGCCAGCAUGAGACGACCUCUCCUCCGCUUUGCUGCAGCUGCAGCUCUGCUCAGCGUCGGCUCUGCGGGCUCAGCCUGCUGGCCGGGAAAUCCCUGUCCAGCGAGCACCCCAUGUUGCUCCCAGUACGGCCAAUGCGGAGUCGGCGCAUACUGCCUCGGAGGCUGCGAUCCUCAGUCUUCCUACGAUCUACAAUCAUGUACAGCGAAGCCCGUGUGCAAGAGCGAGAACUACAAGUUGACGUCUCUCGACGACGUCGUUUCGAACACGGAAUAUCUGGGCGAUGCGAGUACUGCCAAUUGGGUCAGCAGUGGCACAGUAGUGCCAUACGCAGGGGACAGCUUGCUUCUUACGCUGGCGCAGGGGACCGUGGGGACGUUGCUGAUGAGUACGCAUUACGUUUGGUACGGCAAGAUCAGCGCUACAAUGAGCACCAGCCAGGGACAAGGCGUUGUCACGGCGUUCAUCCUGAUGAGCGAUGUCAAGGAUGAGAUCGACUGGGAGUUUGUCGGGGCGGAUGUGGACAUCGCUCAGAGCAAUUUCUACUGGCAAGGCGUCACGGAAUAUACCAAUGGAUUCAACAUCUCUACCACCGACACCUGGCAGAAUUCGCAUACGUAUACCUUUGAUUGGCAGCCGGACUACAUGAGCUGGGCGAUCGAUGGCGUGGUGGGUCGCACCGUCUACAAGAACGAGACAUUCAACACAACAGACAACAAGUAUCACUACCCGCAGACGCCGGCACGCGUGCAGCUUUCUCUGUGGCCAGCGGGUCUGCCUACCAAUGGGCAGGGCACGAUCGACUGGGCGGGCGGUCUCAUCGAUUGGAGCAGCCCGUACAUGCAGAACGGGUAUUACUAUGCCGUGGUGGAAGAGGUAUCUGUGGAAUGCUACAGUCCGCCAUCGAGUGUCGAGCAGAAUGGCAAUCAGGCCUACUACUACACCAACUCCGAGGGGCUGCAGAGCGACGUGGCAAUCGGAAACAACAAGACCAUCCUCGGCUCUCUCUUCGCUUCAGGCGAUGACCCGGACUACAAUCCCGACAAGACCGCGUCUGGUGCUCAAGCAACCCAGCAGACGGUGCCUGGACUGAAUGGCAUCGGCAACCAAGGACUGCAAGGCCAAACUGGGGCGGAAUCUGCUGCCGCGCCCUCGGCCUCUUCAGAUUUCGUGCAGGGAAAUGAGAGCUCUAGUAAAGCCUCGACGGUGGUGGCUGGCAGUAUCGUUGCCUUGCUGGGUUUCGUCGCUGCUGCCUUGAUGUUGUGAUGGCAUGAGUGUCAAAUUGGUUGUGUGCAUAGCGGGGGCGCAUGGGAGCAUGGACGGUGAUUUUUGAAAGACUCAUAAAUUGAAUGUCGAUGAAAUCGCGAAACAGAAAGGCGUUCACGAAAGUGCAAGAGGGCUUCUCAUCACCAAACUUUCCCAAUCGGGUAAUCUCGCGCCAAGACUUCCGAAUUCCGCUCCGCACUUUUCACCUUCGAACUUUUACCGCACACGACU
Messenger RNA from Neohortaea acidophila, 1733 nucleotides. RefSeq names its product concanavalin A-like lectin/glucanase domain-containing protein. Lineage: Eukaryota; Fungi; Ascomycota; Dothideomycetes; Mycosphaerellales; Teratosphaeriaceae. Gene Ontology annotation, cellular component: fungal-type cell wall. The coding region runs from base 246 to 1502 and encodes 418 amino acids. The transcript has a single exon. Gene Ontology annotation, biological process: fungal-type cell wall organization; carbohydrate metabolic process. Gene Ontology annotation, molecular function: glycosyltransferase activity; hydrolase activity, hydrolyzing O-glycosyl compounds. The record is from RefSeq and is a predicted model, not a curated record.